GGUUGAUAAAAAAAAAGGAAAAGAAGAAAAAGGACUUUGGAACGACCGAGCGAGCGAGCGAGACGAUCGGUCGGCGACGAUGAUGGAUCCAUCGAGCGGCGGUGGAGGGGGCGAAGGAGGAGGGUCGUCGUUUCUGUCGGCGUGGGUCGCCGCCGCAUCCCGGCGGCACCAGCACCUGCUCGACAAGGCCACGCCGCACGUGCGCCGGCGCUGGGCCUGGUUGGGCGUCCUGGCCCUCGUCUACACCGUCCGUGUCUGGAUCGCUCAGGGCUUCUACAUCGUCUCAUACGCUCUCGGCAUCUACCUCCUCAACCUCUUCAUCGCCUUCCUCUCCCCCCAGGUCGACCCCGAGAUCCACGAGGUCGUCGAUGGUGGCCCCGGCCCUUCCCUGCCCACCCGCUCAUCCGAUGAGUUCCGCCCCUUCGUCCGGCGCCUCCCCGAAUUCAAGUUCUGGUAUUCCAUUACAAAAGCUUUUUGCAUUGCUUUCGUAUUGACGUUCUUCAGUGUGUUUGAUGUGCCUGUAUUUUGGCCUAUUCUGCUCUUCUACUGGUUCGUGCUGUUCACAGUUACAAUGAAAAGACAGAUUCUUCACAUGAUCAAAUACAAAUAUGUUCCAUUCACCUUCGGAAAGCAGCGUUACACUAAGAAGAAAGAGGUCGUCUCCGACGAUGCUAGUCUUCCUAGUAACUGAACCGCAUGCAUGUGUCGAACUCCAAAGAUGAAGAGGUCAAAGUGUUCAUGCCAAAUCAUCUAGAUGCUGGUAGCUUUCUAUUGUUCAACCGAGUUGGGAUAACCUGAGGUCGACGGAGCAUUAGGCUCACACGACAGGGAGCGAGGUUUACAGAAACAGCAGCCGAUGGCCUUUGUGACCUCCACAUUGUUUUUCCUGUUGAAACACUAGCUGUAUUUUACCUUUCGGCUAAGCAUUAGGCUGAUAUCGGAUGACAAGUCAGGGUGUGAAGAUUAGCAAAACCAGCACUUUUUAUUCCUUCCAUCAUGUUGUGAUAUUUCUAAACGUUGCCAUGAUGUUAUUUGCCAUGCUG
This is a messenger RNA of Musa acuminata subsp. malaccensis (wild Malaysian banana), 1043 nucleotides long. RefSeq names its product protein RER1A. Gene Ontology annotation, cellular component: Golgi membrane. Gene Ontology annotation, biological process: retrograde vesicle-mediated transport, Golgi to endoplasmic reticulum; protein retention in ER lumen. The record is from RefSeq and is a predicted model, not a curated record. Lineage: Eukaryota; Viridiplantae; Streptophyta; Magnoliopsida; Zingiberales; Musaceae.